AUGGGGCCGGUCUUCGUGUACCAAUACCAAGGAGCCACCUGGAGGGGCCGUUGGGAAUCAGCCCAGGAGGGAAACGCCUGGCUGUCUGGCUUUGGAGGGCGGUUCUCAUCUGAGAUAGGGGCAAGUGCAUCUACAGAACCAGCCAGGCAGAGCGUCCACCCUGCAUCCCAGAUCCCUGAGGAAGCUCACGUGACUCCAGCUGUCGCCACCCCCUGGGCACCUGUGCACUCUGCCUAUGGAGCCCAACCUGCAAUUGACCCAACCCUCUGGCCUGUCAUGGGAACCCCCUGUGCUGUCCACCCCUGCAUGGGGUACCCAGCCCCUUGGAGUUACCCGUGGGUGCCCAUUGGCAGUCCUCUCUGGUUAGGGCAUCCCCCUCCAGCUGCCCCAGCACCUUCAGUCUGGCCCUGGGGCUUCUCCAGCUUUGAUCCCCAAGUGCGAAGCCAGCACCUGGCCACCAUGGCCCCCAGGGGAUUUCCUUGCCCCCGGGGACCCCCACCCCCAUGCUCCUCAGUCCCUCUGGCUCUGAGCAGGGACGCCUCUGGCUACUCUCCCCAGGUGGGAUGGCAGGCUCCUGCCAGCUCAGCCUUCCCAGCUGCCGUGGAGAGACCGUCCAGAGGAGCUUCUCACUUGAAGAGGUGCCAAGCCCCUCCCUCAGAAUGGGCUUCCAGGUUCAGCAUUUGGGCCCCUGCACCACCCUCCAGCCCAGAACUCUGCCCCCUGCCCCCCUCCCCCAGUACAGACUCUCCACCUGAGCCCUGCUGUCCCCACUGCCCUCGGCCACCCUGCAGGGCCUGCCGCUGCCUCUUCUAG
Molecule: messenger RNA, 813 nt
Organism: Nyctereutes procyonoides (raccoon dog)
Lineage: Eukaryota; Metazoa; Chordata; Mammalia; Carnivora; Canidae
Gene: PRR23E
Product: PRR23 family member E
Exons: 2
Coding region: 1-813 (270 amino acids)
Source: RefSeq, a predicted model, not a curated record